This is a messenger RNA of Anoplopoma fimbria (sablefish), 2490 nucleotides long. Its product is annotated as carcinoembryonic antigen-related cell adhesion molecule 5-like. The record is from RefSeq and is a predicted model, not a curated record. NCBI's taxonomy places the organism in Eukaryota, Metazoa, Chordata, Actinopteri, Perciformes, Anoplopomatidae.
GUUUGAUCAGUGACAUUUCCCUCAGCUGUUUAUACCUCACAAAGGAAGAUCAAUGGAUAUUUUACCUUUACUUUGUACAGUUGCUGUGGCUUUCACUGGUUUGACCGAAGCAGCUGGUGUGUUGCCAGACACUCUGAUUGCAGCUGUCGGAGAUAAAGUGAUGUUCACCACAACACUGUCUCCCACGGUAACACCAUUCCUAAUAGUGGACUGGAGAUUUGGUGAUAAGAACAUAAUAUAUUUCAAUGUUAACAACAUAACUGGACCAGAGUACGAAGGCAGGAUCACCCUCUUCAUGUCUACUGGAUCUCUGGAGCUCAGGGAUCUGACUCCUGAGGACAGUGGAGAAUACAGAGUUUCCAUUAUUUCAGUUGGAGCUCGACCGAUUGAAGGGAACACAAGACUGGACGUACUUGUGCCAGUUUCCGAUGUCAUGGUAACUGCCAGCAGCACAGACUUGGUGGAGUUCAACAGCUCUGUCCAUCUGUCCUGCUCCUCCUCUGGAUCCUCUCCCUCUUUCCUCUGGCUGAACGGCAGCUCUGAGGUUACAGCCAGUGACAGAGUUCAGCUCACCGAUGGAGGCGCCAAUCUCACUAUAAUUAAUGUGACCCGCUACGACCAGGGACCGUUCACAUGUCAGGUGUCCAACCUUGUCAGUAAUGGAACAAGUGCUCCAAAAAACCUCUUCAUCAACUAUGGCCCAGAAAAUAUUACUCUCACAAUAUCUUCUUCUAAAGAAAUCUAUGCGGAAGGGUCAGACAUCACCCUGUCCUGUUCAGUUAACUCCAAACCUGCUGCCCAAUUCAUGUGGUUUCUGAAUGGAGAUCUGCUGUCUGAUACUGGACCAGAGCUCAGACUGAUGAAAAUUCAGGAGAGUCAAAGUGGGAACUACAGCUGUCAAGCCUUUAACAGCAAAACCCUGAGAUAUGAAAUGUCUCAGCCUGCAGCCAUCUCUGUACUGGGGAAAAUAUCAAAGGUUUCUAUCACAGAAACCAACUCGCCGAUUGAAGGGAACUCUUUCAACUUAACCUGUGAUGCUGCUGGCUCUGUGUUUACCAGAGAGUGGAUGAAGGGCGGCUUAAAUCUGACUCCAGAUGACAACGUGACACUUUACGACAACAACAGAGUGCUGUCUUUUAAAAGUCUGAGUAAAAAAGACAAUGGAGAUUAUGUUUGUAAAGUCAGCAACACCUUCAGCCAGGAUGAAGCUAAAUACACCAUGGUUGUUUCCUUUGGACCAGAAAAUGUUCAAAUCAACGGUCCAAGUGAGAUACUUUGGGGAGAUACCUUAACAUUAACCUGCUCUGCUGAGUCCGUACCUGCUACCUACACCUGGAUACUGAAAGGGACAGAGAUACACGAUUCUUCUGUUUUGACAAAAAAAAACACUAAACCUUCGGAUAAUGGCAACUACACCUGUCAAGUGAUGAAUCAUAUAACUGGGAGAAAAUCAUCAGCGACCCAUGGACUGUCUGUAACAGGAGAACAACCACCAUCAACAUGUUCGGCUGGUUGCAUCGCUGGAAUAGUAAUCGCGGUUUUAGUCCUCCUCUCUGUAACAGCUGGCGGAGGGUACUACAUUUAUGACAUGAAAAAAAAGAAAGGGAAACUCUCUAAUAUAAACACUGCCACUGGAACAGGAGCUGAAGGCCAGGACAACAAAGCAUACGCAGGACGACAGGAGUUGAAUUACGCAGAUAUCACUAUUUUCCAGAAAAGAGACGGUGGGACAGUGCAGCUGGGGGUACAGGGUAGCACAUCAGAUUAUUCCCAGAUCAGAGUGAACAACAAUCCUUCUGCAGCAUUCCCUCCCACCUAUGAUGCCCACCUGCAGCGACAGAAGAAGCCAGCUCCUCAGCCUGACUCUGAUGGUGCACAAGUUUACGCUAAAGUUCGCAAGAACUGACCGCAUUGGAUAUGAAGGAUCAUCUGUUGAGGUUAGACUGGAGGUUAGACUGGAGGCCAGACGCCGCUGACAUGUGGUCGGUGAAACCAGCACUUCCCUGUCAGCUCCUUUUUAUAGAGGACUAAUUUUGACCUGUGUUUACUGAGUCAAAGCCAUUUAGCAGUGGUUAAUAAUCCACCAGGUUGUGACAGUUGUUGCCAUGACUAAAGUCAGACGGCACAAUGUUGGCCUAUAAACUUCACCACAUCAUAGGUUUCUUUGUUUUAAUGUAUACAAUCGAUGCAAAGUGCACACAUCUGAGGCUUAAGCAUAAUGUUUGACACUGGUGUGGUGUCAUGUUUGACUCCACAUGUGUACUGUGUGAUUCCAGUGAAGAUUACAGUUUAUGAGUAAUAUAUUUUUUUGCAUAUUUAAUUUGCAUUUUACGAAAACCACACAUAUGGGUUAUUUAACAAUAUCUAAUUGACCUUUCAUUGGAAUUUGUCAGGGUAUGGACACGCCCUGAGCUUGUAAAUUAGUCAGUUUAAUAGUUAACUAUAAUGACGGUGCCAUGGUGGAAAGAUUUAUGCUAUCUGCUGGUCUAA